Ochotona curzoniae (black-lipped pika) is the source of this 660-nucleotide messenger RNA. RefSeq names its product dynein light chain Tctex-type 4 (gene DYNLT4). NCBI's taxonomy places the organism in Eukaryota, Metazoa, Chordata, Mammalia, Lagomorpha, Ochotonidae. The record is from RefSeq and is a predicted model, not a curated record. Gene Ontology annotation, biological process: microtubule-based movement. Gene Ontology annotation, cellular component: cytoplasmic dynein complex; cytoplasm. Bases 1 to 660 code for a protein of 219 amino acids. Gene Ontology annotation, molecular function: dynein intermediate chain binding. The transcript has a single exon.
AUGGCUGGCAAGCCUCUGCCCAGUGGACGCCAGGAGGAGGAGACCGCCAAAGACGCUGGGCCAAAACUCAUACCAGUGAAGCCCCGGGGCGGCCUGCCCAGCAUCGAUGAGGCCGGACCCACAGGUCUCGGCACAGCUUCCCGCCGGGGCUCAGUGCUGGGCCUAGCCACAUCCUUCUCACGCCGCAGCUCGCUGGUUGGGCCAGGCGCAGGUCCUGGAGGCCGGAGACCAUCCCUUGGCCCAAUGCCUGCUCUGGGCUCACGGUUUAACUUAUCCGGGUGGUCUCUGGCCCCCAUUCGGCGUGUGGCACCUUCAUACCGCAUGGAGCCGGCACCCGGGGAGCGUUGGGAGGUUGUGCGGGCACAGCAGGCCCUGGAGGAGGUGCUGGCAGCGAGGCUGCAAGACACCUGCUACUCCUUCGCUGAGGCUGGGCAACUGACAAGGGAACUCUGUGAGCAGGUGCAUGUGCGCCUGCGCGAGCUCAGCCCGCCCCGCUACAAGCUAGUGUGCAGCGUGGUGCUGGGGCCGCGCACGGGCCAGGGCGUGCAUGUGGUCAGCCGCACGCUCUGGGAUGCAGCCUGCGAUGGCCUGGCCUCCACCACCUUCACCAAUGCUUCACUCUUUGCCGUGGCCAUUGUCCACGGGCUCUACUGCGAGUGA